Molecule: messenger RNA, 2461 nt
Organism: Larimichthys crocea (large yellow croaker)
Lineage: Eukaryota; Metazoa; Chordata; Actinopteri; Sciaenidae
Gene: oclnb
Product: occludin b
Exons: 9
Coding region: 233-1678 (481 amino acids)
Biological process (GO): bicellular tight junction assembly
Cellular component (GO): apical plasma membrane; cytoplasmic vesicle; bicellular tight junction
Source: RefSeq, a predicted model, not a curated record
GCUGCUUGGGGGGGAAGACAGGUUAGUCCAGUAUGACCUGGGGUGGAGCCCACGUGAUGAGCACGCACACGCACACACCUGUGGGCGCGUUCCAUUGUACUCCCUAAGCGCGCGGCGGCGGUUGCGCACCCAGUGUGUGUUGUUUGCGUUCAUCAGCUUAGCGUCACUUCUGUGUUCAUCGGGAACAGACUGUUCAUCACUGCAGGAGGGUGUGUUCCAAUAAUUUUUCAGUAUGCCAAACAACAAGCACAACCCUCCACCCUACCAACCGAAUGGUAGCAAACACCACAGCAGCAGACACAGGCACAGUGAGCUUAUGUCCAAUCCAGCCUUUUCGUACUACCCAGGAGAGAAAAUGCUUCACUUCUAUCGUUGGUCUUCACCACCGGGUGUGAUGAAGAUAUUGUGUAUCAUCAUCAUCAUCAUGUGUGUGGCUGUGUUUGCCUGUGUGGCCUCCACGCUAGCCUGGGACUAUGAUAUGAGCCUCAUGGGUCUGGGCGGUGGAGCUAGUUUGUUACCAGGUUAUGGUUAUGGUGGCUCAUACGGUGGUUCAUACGGUAGCUCUUAUGGCGGCAGUUAUGGCAGCUCUUAUAUAGGCGGCACUGGUGGUGGUGGUACUUAUGGCUAUGGAGGAACACAAAUGGAUCCCAAAUCUGGCAAAGGCUUCAUCAUCGCCAUUGCAGCCAUUACUUUCAUUGCUGUGCUCAUCAUAUUUGUGUUGGUUGUUUCGAGGCAAAAUGCUGCCCGCUCACCAAAGUUCUACCUAGCAACCAUCAUCAUCUGUGCCAUCUUGGCAGUCCUGAUGAUCAUUGCCACUAUUGUGUACCUGGUAGCAGUGAACCCAACAGCCCAAUCCACAGGGUCUGUGUACUACAGCCAGAUCCGCCAGCUGUGUGCGCAGUACCAGAACCAGGACCAGGCCCAGGGCAUCUUCCUGAACCAGUACCUGUACCAUUACUGUGUGGUGGAACCUCAAGAGGCCAUAGCUAUUGUCCUUGGUUUCCUGGUGUUCGUUGGCCUCAUCAUCCUGCUAGUGUUUGCAGUCAAGACUCGCUCCAAGAUCAGGCACUGGGGCCGAGAUCGUAUCCUCUGGGAAGAAGUGAAGGUCAUCAACGAUGGUCUGCACAACAGCAUUGGGGAGUGGGUAAAUAAUGUAUCUGGUGACCCAGAGGUGCUAGUGAAUGACCCUAAUUACAAAAUUGGGGGGUCCAGAGACUAUGUGAACCAUCUGGACCACAGCAAGCCUCUCUACCUGCCAGGAGACUCCGAAAUCAGCAGCUCUGUGGGAGGUCUGAAGCCCAGACUGAAGGACUAUGACACUGGAGUGGAGUCUGGAGAUGACCUGGAGGAGGAGGACUUCAGCAUUUUGUUCCCCUCAAUUGUGGAUGAGCAAGAACGUCUGAACUACAAACGUGAAUUUGACCAGGAUCACCAAGAGUACAAGAAUCUGCAGGCAGAGCUGGACAGCAUAAACCAGGACCUGGCUGACCUGGACGAAGAGCUGGGCCGACACCCUGAGGGCAGUCCACAGUUCCUAGAUGCCAUGGAUGAAUUCACUAGACUGAAGCAUCUAAAGAAGUCCCCCAGCUACGAGAUUAAGAAGAAGAGGUGUAAAUAUCUCAGGUCCAGACUGUCACACAUCAAAAGGAAGAUCAGUGAAUAUGACCGUCGGCCUUGAAGCUUUGAACCACCUCUGACUCCUCUAUGCUGGGAAAGAGACAAAUCUGCAAUUUCACACACCACCGUGUUUGAAUUUCUCAUACACCUAAUGUGGGAUUACUAGAGUAAAAGCCUGUUUUUAUAUCACUAAUCUCUAUCAAGCCAAUUAACUGAGAAGAUUGUCUUUGAUCAAAUUUUCAACCUCUGUGAGCUUCAUGAAGAACUAUAUAGGUGUAAAAUAUAUUUUAUUAGUUUCGCUCCUGAAGUUAGUGGGAGAUGUGAUUUUUGUUUCAUGAGGUUACUUGUGACCUCUGUCAAGCAGUUAUUGUGCUUCUUUUAUAAGCUUUUUAAGCCAUUGUUUGACAGUUUCAUAUACAAUGAAGGCUAAGAUGAGAUGAGACACAUGAAUCUACAUCAUCAAGUCACCCCUUGUAUAUAAGGUUUUUUUUUUGUCUUUAGAAAUAAUUCACAUUGUUGUGUAAUGUCUGUACUCUAAUUGUAGAUCUUUCUUACAGUGUAUACUAGAAGGAGACUAUGUAACUGAUUGAUUAGCGAUGGCUCUGUUCCCUUUUAGGUGUGCCAUCAUUAAUAUUUUACUAAUUUCCACAUUAUUCAAAAGCAAAGGAACAACUCUAUUUUUGGACAGUAUAUCUUUAUUCUGAAUUAAUUUUCCAUUCCAUGGUAAAAUAUCUGAGCUGAGAUACCAGUAUGCAAAGUGUAUAUUUUUAGGAAGCCAAGAACAGCUGUGCUUUCAAAUGUUUUUUUAAUGCAAUUAUUUCUAAAUAAAUAAAUCUCAAUCUCA